Molecule: messenger RNA, 5067 nt
Organism: Ctenopharyngodon idella (grass carp)
Lineage: Eukaryota; Metazoa; Chordata; Actinopteri; Cypriniformes; Xenocyprididae
Product: obscurin-like protein 1
Exons: 12
Coding region: 1066-4941 (1291 amino acids)
Molecular function (GO): protein binding
Source: RefSeq, a predicted model, not a curated record
CCUCACACAUUCAUAAGCCUUAUCACACGUGCACGCAGCGCCCCUCUGGAUCUUUUCUUUGAACGCUUCGUUUUUAGAUAUUUUUCGCAGAGGCAUUUCACAGUUGCUGAGCUUAUUUAAGGACACUUUGCUGUACCUUCUCUGACAAUGAAAUGCAUAAAUAACACCUAUGUCAGACACAUAUACAGCAGAUACAUAAUGCUAUUUACACCAAAUGUUGUUGUCGUUGUUUAUACACAAAGUACGUGUGAUCAGCAUACUUGUCUAAAUCAUUUGUUGGGCUACACAUCUACUAAGGCUGAUGACAGAUCCCAUAAAAUUAUGACCAUUACCAGGAAUCCUCUGCAGUGUCUGAAUGCCUUCAGAUGACUACGCUGGCACUGCUGCCAUAAACAAACGUUUCUCAACAUUCAACUAAAUGCUGAAAGUUUUCAGGAGGCCAGAAGGCUGCUGCCCUUCUCCUUAGAUUUUAUUGCAAGGUCUCAAGUAAGUCAAGCAAUCUGCCCAGGACGAGCAAUCCAACCUAUCUUUAGCCACUGCGAGCAAGUGAAUGGAGAGCCUGACUUAUCUUCACUGCUGUCAUCGAGGCUGCCAGUAUUUUUAGGGGACAGCAGCAGCUGCAAAAGCAUUUAACAGUCUUCUAUGAACAAUAACACUAGGGGUGUCUCAGGACUAAACGCCAUAGAGAUCGUGGGACUGCUGGAGUGUUCAAAGGAAAGCUGUCUGAUAAGGCUAAAAUCAUCUUAAAAGGGGCACUUUAAAAGCCUUGGCAAAAUGGGCAGGUGACACUGACUAGAUGUUAAUGAGGAGAACGUACCGCAAAAAACUUACCGAAGUGGAAAAGGAUUAUUCUGUAAAAAAGAAAAAAAAAACUACAGCUGGAAGUGAGGGCCAGUGAAGCAGGAGAAGCUGGUUGCCGUGGAAUGUAUAUUGACAGUUGUCUCUGAGGACUGAAGAGAGAGUCUUACUUGAUAAACAGCUGGACAACAAAAUUCUUUCAGAGUAAUAAAGAGACUGAAUGCCUGUAGCCUGUCAAUCUGAGUGGAGGUUGGCAAGUGAGCAGGGAUGGAUGUGUUUGGUGGAGCGCCACGGUUCCUGGCCUACCCUCGUCCUGUGGUUGUACAGAGUGGCACAGAUGCAGUUCUGAAAUGCCAGAUCAGUGGGGAUCCCAGACCAGCAGUUAUAUGGGAGAGAAACAAUGAGAAGAUUCACCCAGAGGGUAGAUACCGGGUGUUUGAGGAUGGCAAUGUCUACAACCUUAUCAUAACUUCUGUGACAAUGGAGGACAGUGGACAAUACAUCUGUAAGGCCAAGAACUGCAUUGGAGAGACUUACGCAGCAGCCACUUUGAAAGUAGAAGGUGAAGCACAGGAGAUGGAAUUUCGGGAGGAAAACAAGCCACGCUUCCUCAUCAAGCCCCUGUCGACUAGGGUUGGACGAGGAGAGGAUGCAAUGUUCUCCUGUAAGCUGUGGGGAAAUCCUAGACCAGAAGUGAUGUGGGAGAAGGAUGGCAAGAAGUUGAAUGAGAUCUUUGAGAGCACGCAUUUCACCAUCAGCUAUCAGGAUGGAGGGUGGUUCCAGCUAAAGAUUUUCAAGACAAGAGCACCAGAUGGAGGGGUGUACACGUGUAAGGCCAGGAAUGAAUUUGGAGAGAGUCUGGCAGGGGCUGUCCUGUUGGUCGAUGCCGGACCAGGACACGAGGAUGAAGGGAACCGUAAUGGAUACACUAAUGGCCACUGGAAAGCACAUCAGGGAAAACAGAGAAGUGGUAGGCAAGUUGCAACAAGGCUGAAAGAUGACCCGCUACCAAACUCAGCCAAAGUGAAAAUGUUUGCAGUGACAGAAGGGAAACAUGCAAAGUUUCGUUGCUAUGUAACCGGGAAGCCCAAACCAGAAAUAUUAUGGAGGAAAGAUGGGAGACUUAUCUUGUCUGGGAGACGGUAUCUCUUAUAUGAAGACAGAGAGGGUUACUUCACACUUAAAGUUCUCUACUGCAAACAGCAGGACAAUGGAGUUUAUGUCUGUUCUGCUUCAAACACUGCAGGGCAAACCCUGAGUGCUGUACACCUUAUCGUUAAAGAGCCACCUGUUCGAUUUAAGCAACCGCUGAAUGACUUGCAAGUAUGGGAGAGAGACUUGGCUGUUCUUGAGUGUGAAGUUCCUGAGGACUCUGUUCCAAUCACAUGGUACUUAGAAGACAGACGACUACAGCCUGGAGCCAAAUAUGGGAUGGAAGAGUGGGGGACAAAGCGUCGACUCACAAUUCGUGAUAUUGGAGUUGAUGACGAUGGGAUUUAUCUAUGCGAGAUGGCUGAUGGGGGUAGAAGCAUUGCAGAGGUAGCGGUCAAAGGCACUAUAGUAAGAAAGCUGCCACGAAAAGUUGAUGUCCUGGAGGGGGAAAAUGCAGCCUUCUGUGUGGAGGUGGAGGAGGAGGAAAUGGACAUUCAUUGGUAUAAAGAUGGAACCGAGCUAAGAGAGACCCAUCAGACCAUUCUCAAAUCUUUUGGAAGGACACACAUUUUGGUUUUUGUAAACACCACACCACAAGACUCUGGUUUGGUCAUGUUCUACGUGGGUAGAUCAAAAACUUCAUCUCAGCUACGGGUGAAAGCGGCAAGGCACUGUCCACCAAGCUGUCCUAUCGGGGUACAGAUAAACACAGAACGAGCGAACGCAGCUCUUCUUUCCUGGUUUCCAGCACAAGACUCUCGAAAGAAUCCACCUUCAGGGUAUAUAAUUGAGAGACAAGAGGUUGGCUCACAAGAGUGGCUGCAAUGUUUGACCACAGACUCUGCAACCUCAGUGGAGAUUCUUGGCGACAGUGUUCCCUGCGAGGCAGACUACAGAUUUCGGAUAUGCAGCGUCAACAAAUAUGGAAAGAGUGGAAAUGUAGAGUUCCCUCGAGCAGUUCAUCUUGUUCCAGUUGCCAGAAUCCAAGCACCUCUACAAGAUGCUUUGGUGCCAGAGGGCCAGGAUGCCUGCUUUACCAUUGAGCUCUCUGCCUCAGUUAUAGGCUCUUGGUUUCUAAAUGGAAAUCAGCUUCAAGACGAUGAACGUUUCUCCAUAAGGCGUUCACGUACACACCAGUCCCUACGUAUUCGCGGGGUACGAGACACAGACAAUGGAGCAGAGAUCACCUUCAUUGCCUACGGAAUUCGAGAUUCUGCUGCUUUGUAUUUACAAGCUCCACUGGUAAAAUUCACUCCACUUUCUGAAAUGGAUCGAAACAAAUUUGUAGAGGUUGGUAACCCUAUAGUACUCUACUGUGAGCUGUCAGACCCUGAGGCUCCAGUUCGCUGGUAUAAGAAUGGUGUUGAACUUCACUCAAUGGAAGGUCUGCAUAUCCAAUCAGAAGGAACAAUGAGGAGGAUUGUCAUCCAAUCAGCGGAUUUCUCCCACUCAGGGGUGUACAGCUGCGACGCUAUUGAUGACGUCAUCAGAUUUAAUGUGGAGGUUGAGGCUCCACCAGUGAGGUUCUCAGUUCUUCCGGAGGGUGAGAGGAACAAAUCCAUUGAAGCAGGCUCAACGAUAGCACUGCAAUGUGAGGUCUCAGAUCCAAUUGCCCACGUCUCCUGGUACAAAGAUGGUGCAAAACUUCUGCCACAAAGUGGACUAGACUUCAAAACUGAAGGCACAAAGAGGGAACUCUUUGUCCAGUCAGCUGAAUUUUACCACUCAGGGGUGUAUAGCUGCAAGACAAGGGGUGAUGCUGUUCACUUCAAUGUGGAUGUUAAAGCCCCACCUGUGAGGUUCUCAGCUGUCCCAGAGGUUAAACGGAGAAAGUGCAUUGAAGCAGGCUGCCCCAUUACUCUGCAGUGCGAGAUUUCAGACUCUACUGCACAGGUCCAGUGGUACAAAGAUGGGGAUCAGCUCCUUGUAGAAUCUGGAGUAGACAUCAAAUCAGAUGACUGCAUGAGAACACUCAGUAUUCAGUCAGCACACCCGUCUCAUGCCGGUGUGUACAGCUGCACAACAAAGGAUGAUGUCAUCAAGUUUCAUGUGGAAAUAAGAGCUGCACCAGUGAGGUUCUCAGCUGUUCCAGAAGCUGAGAAGAAUAUAUGCACUGAAGCUGGUGGCCACUUUGAACUCCGCUGUAAGGUCUCAGAUCCCACAGUCCAUGUCCGCUGGUUCCACAAUAAUACACAGCUUGAGCCAGAGACUGGUUUGGAUAUUCAGUCAGAGGGAGAUUCAAGGACACUGGUAGUCAAUCCAGCAGAGCCUAGUCAUUCUGGAUUGUACCGCUGUGAAACAUCUGACGACUCUGUCCAGUUCACUGUGGAUAUCAAAGACCCACCGGUGAUGUUCUCAACAUUACCAGACACUGUGAAGAACCAGCUGGUUGAAGCAGACUACUCCACUGAUAUGCACGGUGAGAUCUCAGAUCCAAAUGCCAAGGUGUGUUGUUACAAGGAUGGUGUAGAGCUCGUCUCAAAAAGUCAGCCUCAUAUCAAAUUGGAGUGUACCAGGAGGACGUUAGCUGUCAAGACAGCACAGCCCUCUAACUCUGGAUGGUACGACUGUGUGAGAACGGGUGAUGUCAUCCAGUUUAAUGUACAAGACCAAGUGCCACCACCAACAAGUUUGGCUGAUCCUGAUGUUGAGAUGACCAAAUGCGCUGAAGAAAUGGAACCUGCUGCACUGCAUUAUGAGAUCUCAGAUUCCACUCCAUAUGUCAGCCAGACAAAAGAUGAGGAGGUCUUGCUUCCUCAAUCUGAACCUGCAGCUGAAUUUGAACCUGAAUUGGAACUUGAAUCUAAAUUUGAAUUUGAAUUUGAACCUGAAUCUGAGUCUGAAGUUCACUCAGAUGCAUCCAGAGGAACUGUAAUCAUCCACUCACCUGAGACAUCUCUUUUUGAAGUAAACAGCCCAAAGACACCAGAUGAUCCCAUCCAGUUUGAAAUGGACCAAGGUGGUUUGCCACUUAUUUGUACGCCAUUCUGAAUUAGGAACAUUGACAUGGCUGAAGCAAGUCAGUUAUUGUUUUCUUUGUGGCUUUCCUAACAGCACAACUGUCUCACUAUGAGGUGUUCAGUGGUGAGACCUAUGAUGACUCUGUCCGGUGCACGG